GAUGUUUCUAAAGUAUUAUCCACACUUGAUCACAACGAAGUGCGGCGGAAAGUAUCCCCUAUGGCAUAACAACUACGAGGGCGAGAAUGAGCGUCGCAAGUUUAAGGGGCCUAAUGUUAACAACAGAAAAAUACGCGACAUGGUAGUGACUGCUACCAUCAGGAGCAAAGAGGCGGGUAAACUAGAGGAGUUGCUCGAGAUUUUUCGUCAGUCUGGAGGUACGUGUAUUCUCUUCAUUUCUUCCCUUGAUGAGUAAUGGCUGCCAAUAUCAUAGCACGUUAAUUAACAUUGACAAUUUCUUGCUGGAAUCGAGUAAGCUGAUUCGGUUUCAUCAACUUGAUAAUGACAUAGUCUCAUCAUUCAUCUAGUCAAUGAGAUAUGCUUUGAUAUUUCUCGAAUCAAUUCAAAGCUCUACCCGGUGUCUGAUUUCAUUCGAUCUCUCGUCAGUCAUCAAGAUGAUCGCAACUUGCUAUCCUACGAGCAGACGAUAAGAUACAUUGAGUUUCCUGCCCUGGACCUCAGGGUUGAAGAAAAGGAGACAUUUGGAGACAAUAUUCAAUCCGAGCAUUUCGAAGUUUUCCAAGCGCUAGACUGGCUGAAAAAGAAGGGCGUCAAGGAGAUUAUCGAGUUUGUCAUCCGUGACAGGCUUGUGAAUCCGCACAAUGAGAUUGGCAUAGGUCAGUACGUCGAAAGGUUCAAGGUUGAAGUUCUUGAUUGGAGGUUUUUAGACAUGUCCAUCUCCAUCUUGAAAAUAGGUAAAGACAGGAUCAGAGAACUUCAUCUAUACACAGGUGGCAAGCGAUCAGCAAUCAUGCACUGGCUGAGCGAAGAUGGAGUGCGCUCACUUACCAAUGUAUGCUUACACUUCCCUCCACCCACACACAUUGGAGAUGCUUGACAUGCACAGGGGUACUAAUAUAAUACAUUCAUAGCUUCAAAAACUUGAGAUUCAUAUCAUACAGGUUUGGUCAAUGAAUCAGGGAAUUUGGUGCCCAAGUUGGCUAACUUGAAUAUUUGAAGGAGCUAAUGUCAAAAGAAUCCCGCCAAGUCACGACGCGAUUCAUAGACAAAAAUUUCCAAGCUCUAUGUGACGAUAUUAAUGAAAGAAGGAAAGAGGAACAAGGGGAAGAAUACGACAGACUCGAGAAAAAUGUAACGGUUGGGGCUUGGAACCCAACAGUCAAGCGAUUAGCAGACUUGGAAGAAAUGUCGGGUGCAUUCUAUGUG
Trichoderma atroviride IMI 206040 is the source of this 1227-nucleotide messenger RNA. The record is from RefSeq and is a predicted model, not a curated record. NCBI's taxonomy places the organism in Eukaryota, Fungi, Ascomycota, Sordariomycetes, Hypocreales, Hypocreaceae.